Molecule: messenger RNA, 582 nt
Organism: Colletotrichum destructivum
Lineage: Eukaryota; Fungi; Ascomycota; Sordariomycetes; Glomerellales; Glomerellaceae
Exons: 2
Coding region: 1-582 (193 amino acids)
Source: RefSeq, a predicted model, not a curated record
AUGAUGCCAAUCGGUAAUGAGCUAAGAAAGCGACCGACACAGCUCACUAUCUCCAGAUAUGACCAGAUGGUCUUGGAAAACGACAAAGACAUCGACUGGUGGUGGUCGCUGCUCGCCAAGAUCUUUUCAUGGUUGUUGCUCGCGGGCUACAUCGUCUUCCCUUCCACGUUUGCAUCUUUGCGGCGAUCGAGGGCCCUCGAAAGCAUGGGUGUGGUCGGGUACAUAGUGUCGAGGGGACUGAAUGAUUUCUUAAUCUCUCUUGCGUCCAUACUCUCAGGCAGUGCGUCUAUCGGCCUUGCCUGGUUAUGGUUCAAGUGGCGCACGAACUACAUUUGGGUAAAUCAGCAAAUCAUAAUUCCUACGCUGGUGAAUUCCCUGAUGGGGUUCUUUUCCACUCUGCUCAAUCUCUAUACCGUCCACGGCGGCGAGUGGUCCACAACGGCGAUCGUCACCGCGACGGUAACAGCUUGGUGGCUAUUUGCAUCUUGCGUUUUAUGCCUCAUUUAUCGAUACCUGCUCAACCAGCUACAAUGUGUCGAGGUGAACGACGUAGACCAAUCGAAACUUCCAGAUAAGAUUUGA